Penicillium vulpinum is the source of this 963-nucleotide messenger RNA. RefSeq names its product AN1-type zinc finger protein. Gene Ontology annotation, cellular component: cytoplasm. The record is from RefSeq and is a predicted model, not a curated record. Gene Ontology annotation, molecular function: zinc ion binding. Lineage: Eukaryota; Fungi; Ascomycota; Eurotiomycetes; Eurotiales; Aspergillaceae. Bases 1 to 963 code for a protein of 320 amino acids. The transcript has a single exon.
AUGCCCCCCAUAACUGUAUCUAAAGGGCGCAGUCCCUCCAGUGACCAAAACGAAACCUUCACGCAAAUGGCCGACACAGACCUGGAAUCCCUAGGCCGACACUGCCAAUAUGAGUACUGCGGCCAGCUAGAUUUCCUCCCCUUUCGCUGUGAAUCCUGCCACAGUACAUACUGUCUAGAUCACCGGACCGAAACCGCGCACCAAUGUCCUCGCGAAGGCGAAUGGGCUCGCCGCCGCAAUGGAACAAACAAGAGCCACGAAAACCGCACCGCCCCCGAAAAGCCAUCCAUCUACAACACCGACCAAUGCGCCCAUACACAGUGCAAAACCCUCAUCAACACCCUCAAAGAUCCUGCUGUGCGUUGUCCCCAGUGCAACCACCAGUACUGCCUCAAACACCGUCUCCGCGAAGAACACGAAUGCGCCAAGAUUACCCCGCUAGGCACGCGCCAGCGCAAUGCCUCUUCGCCAAACGAUACUAUAAAGUCUAUGUUUUCGCGUGUACGCACUUGGGGCCGCGAUAAGCAGCAAGCCGCUGCCAAGGGGACCCUGCUGCCUGCUCUACCGAAGUUGAAGCCCAAACCGAAUAGUCCGGCUGCGCGUGCUGUUGCUGUCAAUAACCUUAAGCGGUCAGCUAAGGGGGAUGCUUCGGUUCCUAUGGAUAAGAGGCUGUAUUUGCAUACUGUUGGCACCGCGGAGACGCAGGCUGCAGAGCCGCCCUCUGGGGAUUUCUUUUUCGAUUCAAGGUGGAAAGUUGGGCGUGUGCUUGAUGACGCGGCGAAGAAGUUGCGGGUUCAGAAUUUGAAUAAUCGGGUUGAUGGGGAGGAUUCGAGGUUGCGCAUCUUCCAUGUUGAGUCUGGGGAGUUCCUUGAGUUCUCGGAGGCUAUUGGUGCUGGGAAGGUAAAGCAAGGUGACUCGAUCGUGUUGCUACGUGGCGCUGGGGCUGUUAUCAAAAGCGCUUGA